Mixia osmundae IAM 14324 is the source of this 1145-nucleotide messenger RNA. RefSeq lists its product as uncharacterized. The transcript has 3 exons. The record is from RefSeq and is a predicted model, not a curated record. The coding region runs from base 9 to 833 and encodes 274 amino acids. NCBI's taxonomy places the organism in Eukaryota, Fungi, Basidiomycota, Mixiomycetes, Mixiales, Mixiaceae.
UGCUUUCAAUGAGUGUCGACUUGCAGAGGCUGAAUGAGCUCUUGGCUUGCAUAGACAAGGCACGAUCUGCACUGCCUGCGAUAUGUAAGGCCGUCGUCAGUUCUUCACAGAUCGAAGCCCAAGACAGUCUUGGCGCAUCUCUACAAGCGGCCAAUCUGGUCGAACGCUAUCGCAAGCGAGUCCGAGCUGCUGUCGACAGCAUAGAAGAGCUCAAUAACAGCUUAGCACCUUGUCAAGAAGUCAUCACGCUCGCAAGGGCGGCAGCGGCUCGCGAGCCCCUUUCGGAGACUCUACCCCUCCGGAGAUCACGUACACAAAGCACCGUCGUAUCCGGUCGGAAGCGCAUCCGUCUUUCGAGCGACGCUUCAAAUAGCGUGCCAUACAUUGCCAGAACGAAGCCAUCAACAGCAGCAGAAGAUCUAGCGAGACAACUGCAGGAUGUACAAGCGCUGUGUGAGAAUCUGCAGAUCGACACGGUGCGGCUGAAAGGCCGAAAGCGAGAUGCUUUUGACGUCACGCUCAAGAAUGUCAUGCAUGCGUGUGUGGCCGUGGCCUGGCUCGACGCCCAUGAUACCCGACCGCCUCACUGUGUCGUUUCCAAUGUCGUCUGUCGCGCCCUCGACGAAAAGUCACGCUUUGAGCCAUCGACGCACGCGAUCUUUCGUCAAGUGUCUUCCGCCAUCUUGAAUCAGUUGCAGGCCGGCCAUACCGACGUCGAGCUCGUUCUACUCACUCUCGAUGCCUACAACGAUCUCUUCACUGGCUCUCAGCUCAGACCGCAGCGGAUCUUAACGGCUUCAGACGAUGCGAGCUGUACCUUUGCUGCAGCAUAAUAAUGACAACAACCCUCCUCGAUCUAAUGCGUUCUAUUGCUCAGCCUUGCAAGAUCACGCCGGCAACUUCUUUGGCCAAUGCUUCGUGCUGUGCCUCGACAGUCAGCUCGGGCACUUCGCUGAUGGACUCGACUUACAAUCGUUGCGACUGGGUGUCUCGGGUCCCUGCACAGAGACGAGCAUCAGCUUUGUGCUUGGCAGCAGCGCAAGGAAGCAUGCCAGAACAGAUACGUGCUUGCUGCAGUACCGCACUGCUGCUGCAGGCAGGACGAGUUUGUCACCGUCAGAUUGUAGGCCGCGGGCGUGGCGACC